This is a messenger RNA of Arachis stenosperma, 432 nucleotides long. Its product is annotated as nudix hydrolase 15, mitochondrial-like. The record is from RefSeq and is a predicted model, not a curated record. Lineage: Eukaryota; Viridiplantae; Streptophyta; Magnoliopsida; Fabales; Fabaceae. The coding region runs from base 1 to 432 and encodes 143 amino acids. The transcript has 3 exons. Gene Ontology annotation, biological process: coenzyme A catabolic process. Gene Ontology annotation, molecular function: coenzyme A diphosphatase activity; acetyl-CoA hydrolase activity.
AUGGGGCAACUAGGGAUGCAAGUACCUUUGGCGCAGCAGCUCCGAUUCUACAAGCCACCGUCUUUUGCGGAGGAGGUUGAGGAACAGAGCAAUAAAGAAGAGUGUGGGAGCGGUAAGGUUGUUUCCCAAGUGGGAUUUCCUGAAUUGGCCACACCAGUGGCUCAGAACCCUGAAAAGUUCAGACCAAAGAGAGCUGUUGUUUUGAUCUGCCUCUUUGAAGGGGAUGUCGAUGAUCUUAGGGUUAUAUUCACUAAGCGCUCUUUUAAGUUCUCUUCUCACUCCAAUAGGUCCUGUAUUUUUUGGGAGUAUUUAGAGGAAGAAGAUAAGGAUGAUGGGGACAUUGCAAAGGAGGAAAUUGGGUUGGACCCUGAAUUUGUCAAUGUUUCUACUGUUCUUGAACCAUUCUUGUCUAAUGUGUGCUAUUUUAUUUGA